GCCUGUCAAACGACCCAAGAGAAAAGACAAACCAUUAGAUGAGGAUGAUCAAGACCAGAAUACUAAACCAUAUCCACCAAACAUGCCAAUGGAAACUCCAAGAAUUAUUAAAGAAAACAAAGAUGAUAAGACUCUCUCUCUUGGUUGGUCACCAGCUGAAUAUCGCACAAUGGGAAAGAGGUCUCCUAUAACAUAUGCCAUUGAGGUUCAGGAACCCCCAUCCUCAUCUUGGAAGAGGAAAUAUUAUGACAUACCUGAGUCAAAAUUCACAAUUCCAGACAUAGAUCCUUACCAGGAUUACAGAUUUAGGGUGAUUGCAGAAAAUGAGUUUGGACCAAGCUCGCCAUCACUUCCAGUUUCAAGAGAUGGGGCUAAAGAUAAAAGGAAAUCCCUCCCACCACUUCCCCCAGCUGAAAUGCCAACAUUCAGUGACCUCACAGACUCAUCCCUUAAGCUUAACUGGCUUCCAUCAGAAAGGCAACCAAAUAGUAAACCAUCUCCAAUAUGGUAUAACAUAGAAAUGCUCUGUCCACCUAAUAUAGGUUGGAAAAAGCUAAGCACAAACUGGCCUGAUCCUUUCUAUGAUGUUAAUGGACUUGAUCCAUUGAGAGAUUACAAAUUCAGAAUACGUGCUGAAAAUGAUUAUGGAUUGAGUGAUCCUACCCCUGUAUUAGAGCUCACAAGAGAAAGGCCCCUGCAACAUCUUCCACCUUACAUGCCUAUGGAUGCACCUAAGAUAUAUGACAGCAAACCAGAUAACCUCAACCUCAAAUGGAAACCAGCCACAACUCCUGAUGAUGCUAAAGAUGUCCCUAUUACAUAUAGCAUUGAAACCCAAGAGCCUGGGGAUGCUGACUGGACUCCAGUUGCAAGUGGUUUGAAAGACACAACCCAUUAUCUAGAUGGCCUAAACCCAGAGAAAGAUUAUAGAUUCAGGAUUAUUGCACAAAAUGAGUUUGGACCAAGCACUCCUACAUUAGGUGUAAACAGAGAUGGUGUAAAAGAUAUGAGAAAGAACAAGCCACCUAGACCUUUGACUGAUGCUCCUACAAUUAGUGAUGCUACAGAUGAUAGCCUAAAUCUUCACUGGUCUCCUGCAACAUAUUCAAAAAAUGCAAAGCCCAAUCCGAUCAGAUAUAACAUUGAGCUUCUUGCAUACCCCAGCAAAGAUUGGGUUCCAUUUGCAAGAGAUAUACCAGAUACAACAUACAAAGUGGAUGGUUUGGAUCCAUACAAGGAUUACAAAUUCAGAGUAACACCUUUGAAUGAUUAUGGAGAAUCUGACUAUAGUUUACCUGCCAAGAGACCUAAGAGAAGAGACAAGCCAAUAGAUGAUACAGAUAGCAAACCAGAUGAUGACUCAAAUACCAAACCAUAUCCACCAAAUAUGCCUAUGGAGGCACCAAGAAUUCUUAGUGAAAACAAAGAUGAUAGAACUUUGGACCUUGGCUGGUCACCGGCAGAUUAUCGAACAUUUGCAAAGAGGGUUCCGAUAACAUAUGUCAUUGAAGUACAAACACCUCCCUCAUCUGAUUGGAAAAGGAAGUAUGAUGGAAUCAAAGACAACAAUUAUACAAUUAAAGAUGUAGAUCCACUUCAGGAUUACAAAUUUAGAGUUAUAGCAGAAAAUGAAUUCGGCCCAAGCUCUCCAUCACUUCCUGUUGACAAGAAUGGCACAAGGGAAAAACCAAGGGAGAUUCCACCCCUGCCACCUGCUGAAAUGCCAACAUUCAGUGAUCUUAAGGAUACAUCUCUUAGGCUAAGCUGGCUCCCAGCUGAAAGGCAGCCAAAUACUAAACCAUCUCCUCUAUGGUAUAACAUUGAAGUGUGCUCGCCAUCUGAUAAUGACUGGAGCAAACUCAGUUCUAAUUGGCCCGAUCCAUUUUAUGAUGUCAGGGGACUUGAUCCUUUGAAGAAUUACAACUUCAGAGUAAGAGCGGAGAAUGACUUUGGCCUAAGUGAUCCCUCUCCUAUUGCAGAGUUUAAAAGGACACCUAAAGAGCCUCCAAAAGCAAAAGAACCCCAAUUAUUUCUUCCACCAAAUAUGCCAGUGGAAGCUCCUUAUUUCAAUGACAGGGGUGACGAUUUUGUUCUAUUAUCUUGGGCACCUGCAAAUGAUGAACCUAAUUCUAAACCAUCUCCAAUAACAUACACCAUUGAAUACCAAGAUCCUCCUCUCUCAGAAUGGAAAACACUGACAAGUGACUUACCUGAUCCAUCAUACAAGAUAGGCAACCUAGACCCUGGCAAAGAUUAUAGGUACAGGGUUUUUGCUGUCAAUGAAUUUGGCAAAAGCUCUCCUACUAUCGCUGUUACAAGGGAAGGACUCAGAGAUCUUCGAGCAGCUGUUCCGCCAAGAGCUCCGGCAGAGGUGCCUUACUUUUCUGAACCACCAGAGGGCCUCACUCUUAAUUGGUAUCCAUCUUCAUAUCCAACAUAUGCCAAACCAUCUCCAAUAACAUACACAGUAGAAAGACAGGAUCCACCUAGUCCAGAUUGGUAUAAGGUUGCUGGUGGAAUCCCAGAUACUUUCUUCAGGCUAACAGACCUGAAUCCAGAUAAUGACUACAAAUUCAGGAUCCGUGCAGAGAAUGAAUUUGGAGUUAGUGAGCCUAGUCUCCCAGUGAAAAGACCCAAAUUAAAACCACAAAAACCAGCUGAAGAUAUGCUUCCUGGACUUCCACCACUUGGCUUGAAAGAGAAACCAUGGUUGUCAGAUAUAUCUGAUAAUGACUGUGUAAUCAACUGGGCUCCAUCUGGUCCAGCAGAAGGUUCCAGACCAUCACCAAUUCAUUAUGGAAUUGAUAUUAUGGAACCAAAUAGUAGUGAUUGGACCCCAUACAAACGAGGCUUAGAUGGCCCAUCAUAUAGAAUAGGAGAUCUGAAUCCUGAAAAAGAUUACCGAUUCAGAGUGAUACCUGAAAAUGAAUUUGGUCAAAGUGUACCCUCCUUGGGAGUGACUAAGGAAGGAGUGAUGGACCUGUCAGUUGGUGUGCCACCAAGGUCACCAUUUGAUGCACCAACUAUAUCUAAUUCAACAGGCACUGAUCUUACUCUGUCAUGGUUCCCAUCUAAGCUUUCACCAAAUGCCAAGCCUUCGCCAAUAUCUUAUAUAGUUGAAAUGCAAUCGCCUCCUGCUUUUACGUGGAAUAAACUUGUUGGCGGACUCCCUGAUACAACAUAUGAUGUCCACAACUUGCUUCCAGAAGACAAUUACCAGUUCAGAGUUAGAGCUGAAAACGAAUAUGGUCAGAGUGAACCUAGUUUACCGGUCAAGCGUGAGAAACCCAGGACCAAAACUGAAUAUUUAGCUUUACUGCCACCAUAUGCACCCAGAGGUACACCUUAUAUCAGUGAUGUAGGCAAAUCUGAUUGUGUUCUUAACUGGGAAGUCGCUCUCCCACAGGAAAACUCGAAACCAUCUCCUAUCACAUAUCACAUUGAAUCAAAUACCCCACCAAUGUCAUCCUGGAAGAGGUUAAGAUCUGACCUUCCUGACACCAAGUUUAGGAUUAGCAAUCUAGAUCCCCAUAAGGAUUAUCAGUUCAGAGUUAAGGCUGUGAAUGAUUUUGGUUCAAGUGAGCCAACACCUGCAGUCAAGAAAGAAGGAGUCAAAAGAGAAGAGCCAGAUUUUGACCAGACAAUUGCUGUUCCUCCUAGGGCUCCAUUAGAUGUUCCUUAUAUUACAAAUUUAGCUGAUACUUCAUUUACCCUGAACUGGAGCCCAGCUAGACUUGCACCGAUGAGUAAACCAUCACCAAUAACAUAUAGCAUAGAAGUACAGGAUCCACCAAGCUUUGAUUGGAAGAAAAUAUUUGAUGGUAUAUCUGAUACAUGCUACAAUAUUGGUGAUAUUGACCCUAAAAAAGAUUACAGAUACAGAGUUAGGGCACAUAAUGAGUUUGGUGUCAGUGAGCCUACAAUGGCUGCUAGACUAGAUCGUAGGGAAAAAGAGGAUGAGUAUGCACUAACUGUCCCACCAAGGUCACCACCAGAUACACCAUUCUUCACUGACAAAACAGACACAUCGGUAAUAUUGAACUGGUCUCCAGCAAAGCCAGCUGCAUACGGGAAACCAUCCCCCAUCACAUAUAUCAUAGAAUUUCAGGAACUACCUGAUUUUGAUUGGAAAAGAUUGAAGGGUGGAAUUAAUGACACUUCUCAUCCCAUUAAUAACUUAGAUGCAGGAAGGGAUUAUAGAUUCCGGGUUCGAGCCGAGAAUGAGUUUGGAGUAAGUGAACCAUCUACAUCAGUCCACAGGGAUAAAAUUGAGAAAGAUGAAGAUAAGUUCAUCACCGUACCACCAAAGGCUCCAAGUGAUAUCCCAUACUUCACCAACAGGAAACCAGAAUCACUUACCCUGAAUUGGAACCCUGCAAGAAUGCCUCCAUACAGCAAACCAUCUCCAAUAACAUAUAUAAUUGAAGUACUUGAACCAACUGAUAUGGAUUGGAGAAGAAUUCAUGAAGGCAUCGAUGGUAUUUCAUUCGACUUAGAUGGACUUGAUCCAAAUAAGGAAUACAAGUAUAGGAUUCGAGCUCACAACGAAUAUGGCAACAGUGAGCCUAGUAUGACAGUGAGAAGGGAGAAACCCAAGAGGGAUGAUGACCACUUGAUGGCCCUUCCACCCAGAUCACCCCCUGAUGCUCCUCAUGUUAUUAACCUCACCGAUAACUCAUUCACUCUCACAUGGUCACCAUCAGAUGUACCCACAUAUGGAAAGAAAUCACCAAUCACAUACAGCGUUGAGUAUCAGGAGCCACAUGGUUACACAUGGAAGAAAUUGGUUGAUGGGUUGUCUGAUCCAACAUAUGGUGUAAAGGACUUCAAGCCAGAUUUGGGUGACUGGAAAUAUAGGGUUCGUGCUUCUAAUGAGUAUGGUACCAGUGAACCAACAAGACAUGUUACAGUUGGAGGAAAGAAAGAGAAGACAAUUGAAGAUCUCUAUGGAAGAGGAGCUCCUCCAAGAAUGCCAUCAGAUGUUCCAAAGAUUACAAAUGCCACUCAUAAGGGGCUGGCUCUUACAUGGAAGAAGGCAAAACCAGCCACUCUUGGUAAACCAGGUCCCUGUACAUACAUAGUGGAAUACCAAGAACCUCCCAGUGGAGAUUGGAAGAGAAAACUUGAGGAUAUAAAGGAACUUACUGCUGAUAUUCCAGAUCUAGAUCCUAGCAAGGAAUACAGGUUCCGAAUCAGAGCGAAGAAUGAGUAUGGAGAAAGUGAACCUGGUAGAUCAGCCUAUAGAGACCGGCUAUUGAAAGAUACUGUGGACCACGCUCCUUUUGGAGGAAGACGUGGUUCAUCCACAUUUACUAGAGAAGCUCCUCCAUUGCCACCAACAGAAGCCCCUUAUAUCUCUCAGAAAGCAGACAACAAUGUGGUAUUAUGUUGGGGACCUGGAAAGCUUUCACCUUAUUGCAAGCAAGUCCCUAUUAAAUAUAUUGUGGAGAUGCAAACUCUCCCUAGUGUGGAAUGGAAACGGGUACAAGAUGGUAUCCCAGAAUGCACAACUCAAGUGAAUGACUUAGUGAAGGAUAAGGACUACAAAUUCAGAGUAAAAUCUCAGAAUGAGUUUGGUGAAAGCGAGCCUAGUAGGCCAUGCUUUAGGGAAAGACAAUGGGACAUUGGGUUUGAUAAACCAGACUCAGGGCUGGCUGUUCCCCCUAGUUUUGUGUACCAAGAGGAAGGAGAUCUCACACAGUAUGGAGUUGAGGGCUAUACAGCAAAAGUCACAUGUACAGUACAUGCCUGGCCACAUCCUAGGUUAAAGUGGUUCCUGAAUGGGGAGAAGAUUGACCUUGGUGGACGUUACAGUGCAUACUUGGAUGAUAAGGGUGUUUGUACACUGGAGUUUGAUCAUAUGUCAUGGGAUGAUGUUGGAACCUACAAAUGCUAUGCUGAGAAUGAGUAUGGAGAGUCAUCCUGGACUGUUAAAUUUGAAAUGGCAGAUCCGCCGACAUUCCUGGAGCCUCUAAAGAACCUGACCAUCCCACUAUGGGGCAGUGGGAAACUAGAGUGUCGGGUAGAUGGACUCCCCUACCCCAAACUCUCCUGGAACAAAGACUGGAGAACUCUCCCCGAGUCCCAUAGAAUUAGGAUAAAACGGAAAGAUAAAGACCACUGGGUGCUUAGCUUGGACAAUGUUAUUGGUCGGGACACUGGCUUGUAUAUAUGUGUUGCUGAGAACAUUGCAGGCAAAGUCCACUGUAUCGCCAAUGUCACCAUAGAUGAGAAGGCAACCUUCUUGAGUGAUAUUCAGUUCAAGCCUACAAAGGUUGAGGACUUUUACCACACUCUAGAGGAGAUUGGCAGGGGGCGUUAUGGAAUAGUGAGGCGUAUGAUAGAAAAGUCAACUGGUUGUGAAUUCGCUGCAAAGUUCCUCAGAGCGAGAAAUGAGAAAAUGAAAGAAGAACUAAGACAUGAAAUGGAAACAUUGCGACUUUGUAAACAUCGGAAUAUUGUAGAUCUUGUGGAUGCCUAUGAAACUGAGAGGAGAAUCGUCCUAGUUAUGGAACUAGUAAAUGGUCCAGAACUGGUUGACAAAGUCAUAGCAGAAGAUUCCUGGACAGAGAGUGAAGCAGCUUUCUUUGUGAGACAAAUAUUGGAUGCAGUCCGACACAUGCAUUCUCACAACGUCUUACAUUUGGAUUUAAAGCUUGAAAAUAUUCAUCUAGCUAACAACACCUCGGAUGAAAUAAAGGUGACUGACUUUGGAUUUGCAAGACGGUACAACCCCAAGGUGCCAUUGAAGUUCCAUUACGGUACGCCAGAGUUUGCUGCCCCCGAGACAGUGAAUGACGACUCCGUCUCCUACGCUACUGAUGUAUGGUCUGUUGGAGUAAUCGCAUACAUCUUAUUGAGUGGCUUGUCGCCAUUUGGAGGUGCGUCCGAUAAAGAAACACUCGAAAAGAUCCAGAAAGUUGACUGGUCCUUUGACAGUGACGUGUUUGCUAACAUAUCAGACGAGGCUAAAGACUUUGUAACAAGAAUCCUCCAACUCAACCCAUUGGACCGGAUGAGCGUAGAAGAGUGUUUGAUGCACCCAUUCAUCCAGCUGGCAGAAAACAGAGGAGAGGGGCCCAAGAUAAAUCUAGAUCGUUUGCACGUUCUGCACACCAGGAGCAGGUGGCUGCGAGUUGCCGGACAUGUGAAGAACGUUGUUCAGAUGAAACCUCUAUCAGAGCUGAUGGUUGAUAUCCCUAUGUUCCAAGUGCCACAACUGCUCAUACCAGAAAUGGGUCUGGACUUUGAGGGCGAACGGCCUCCACCGACCCCACUCAGAGAAGGCUCCCCAUCCUCUACUGCUACGUUUGAGCACUCAAUAUUUAGUCCGCCCGGACUUAUGAGCCCUCCAGGUUUGUUUAGCCCUCCCCCGAGUUUGCUCAGCCCAGGGGGAGCAGCCGGUGGAUUGGCCCCAGGAGGCUGGGGUGAAUAUGCAAGUUCUGAAGGGGGUGCGAGUAGCCAUAAGCUACGCGUAAUGAGAGCUCCAUCCCCAAUGAUCAUUGGCUCUGAUACCGUAACGUCGGGAUCUGAGGAUGAUGUUGAACUACAAGAUGAAGACAACUGGGCAGAAUGGAGCACCAUGUAUCAACAAGGCCCUGACACAUGUCUUCUACCGCUUGGUGAUAAGAGUCUCCCUGUAAGACUCAGAGCUUAUAAACGCAGCGAUGGUAAGCCACACCCUGAGCUGAAUGUCCAAAUACCGUCCAUAGAUUCACCGAUCCUUGACUCAAGCGUCGACCGUGAGUACCAGAUUGCGCAGAAAACGCUCCAAGAACGCAGAACUCUCAAGGACGUUGAUAAAGAAAACCUUCCGAAGGUUAAACUAAAGAAGGUAAAGAAGAAGAAGGUCACUGACAGAACUGUUGGUGGACAGAUGAGAAUGCUUGUAGAGGAGGACGAUGACGAGGAUGACACAAUAAGGAGACGCUCGGCCAAGAGCACUCCACCUAAACGUAAACGCAUGGGAGAAGUUUGUCCGCCAGUGUUCCGGGAGAAAGUGAACGAUACGGCGUAUUCUGUAGGAGAUUACGUCACUUUGAAGUGCAGAAUAGUGGGCAGCCCACACCCCAGUGUUACAUGGUAUAGGAACGAGGAGCUCCUACACAGUGGUGGUCGUGUCCGAUGUACCUACACUUCAGAUGGCAGAGCCAGUUUGACAGUGCUCAGUGCAAAGCCCAAUGACGAGGGAAUCUACAAGUGCGUCGCUAGGAACAAACUGGGUCGAGUCAGCUGCAGAGCUAGACUUCUAGUUGGAGACAUCCCAGAGAGGCCGGGACGUCCUACAGUGACGCAGGUCUCCAGCCAGGAAGCGUUCAUCAUCUGGGACGCACCCAAGUCAGAUGGUAACACACAUAUCAUCGCAUACAAGGUGGACUAUCGCCGUCACGGAGAUGACAGGUGGACCACUGGCACAUACACAAUAGGGGAAUGUGCUCUGAUAAACAACCUGGAAGAUGACACCAUUUAUAGGUUCCGUGUCUCUUGUAUCAACCAGUUUGGAGCCAGUCCCUACAGUUGGGCAUCGAUAGAGUGCAAGACAAAGUCCAAAGGUGCAGCCAACCUUGAUAUUGAUCAAGAUACAAAACGUAUAUUGCUGCGCUCCCGUCAGGCCACAGAGCGUCCCUCACCCACAUCCAGUCCCUCUGGUACCCCAAGGGCCAUGAGUCCUGUGGAUGGGGAAGAUAUUGAUGUCGAUAAAGUGAAGGGAGCAGACAGGGAAGUUUUCUUGCAAGAAAUUACACCUGAGAAAUUUUAUGACUUCCACACUGAAUUAUGGAGAGGCAAAUUCUCGAUUAUUCGAAACUGUCAUCCGAUAGAUGGCAGCAGCAAACAGAGGGCCGCCAAAAUUAGCCUCUUUAACUCUGAAAAAGAAAAAGAGUGUCUCCAAGAAUAUGAGGUUUUAAAACUUGUUCGUCAAGAACAUAUAGUUCGUCUUUUGGAGGCUUUCCAAACAACAGAGUAUGUCUGUCUCAUCUUUGAGAAACUUCACGGAGAAGACGUCACCCGUUAUUUGUCAUUUAAGACAAAAUACACCGAGGAGUUGGUCUCUAAGGUGAUCAGACAGGUGAUGGAUGCUAUCCAGUAUCUACACCAUCAUGGCAUUGUUCAUCUCAAUCUGGCUCCCGCCAAUAUUCUCAUGGUGAGCAGGCGGCGCCUGAAGGUCAAGGUCAUAGACUUUGGUUGCGCCCAGCAGAUCCUCACUGAUGAUGGGGAGCCAAGUGAGAGACAUGGGAGAACAGAGUUCAUGGCUCCCGAAAUGGUGAACAAAGAUCUGUGCGGAGUUGGGGCAGAUAUAUGGGGAAUUGGAGUUCUCACAUUUAUACUUCUGAGUGGUGUAUCACCAUUCAGAGGUGAAAGUGAUGAGGAGACAACAUCCAACAUCAACUAUCUGAACUACGAUGCACAUGAUCUCUACGACAGCAUUACUAAGGAGGCUCUCAAGUUUAUCUACCAGACACUAAAGAGAGUUCCUGUGAAUCGGUUGACACUUGAAGAGUGUUUAGACCACAAGUUUCUUCAAGUGUCCAAGAAGAUGGUAGAAAAACGAGAAAACACCAUCUUCAGCACCAACAGAAUCAAACAAUUCGCGGAGGAGUAUCGUUUAAGACGUAAGGCAGAGGCGACUAGAAAUGAUCAACUCCUCCAUGCUUUUGGUUGCGGUGAUGCAGCCUCGGCAAUGGAUUCGGAUGUAGACAUUUAAUAAAAUUACAAUGUGAUAAAGGGUCAGGUCAAAAUAUUGCUAUCCAACAAAAAAUAUAAUUGCGUAUGUUUGGGGUUUGUGAUAUCAUUGAUUUCUUGUACUCGCAGUGUUCGAGUUUGGAAUUACUGUUGUGACAAGCGUAAUUAAAGGAAAGGUUUCAAUUCGAAUGAGAGGAUGGGGGUUAAGUCAAAACAAAAUUAAUGGCAUUUUUGGUGGAUCUCAAUUCAUUGAACCGACCCCAAAAAGAAACUAUGCAAACAAGAAUACAGCAAUCAAAUUGCAACAGAGACUAUGCAACUGAAAUUAAACGACACAAAAUUGUGUUUGUUAUGUAAAUAAUAUUUAUUUUAAUUAAAAGUUUCAGUUUGCUUUAUUGGUGCCUUAUUAAUCAAGUAGUCAUGUUUAUUAAAAAUUAUAUUUGACAAUUCUUUUCAGAUAUGAUGUAUAUAAUAGAACAGAUUGCUUUUUGUGGCUUUUUGCAUUUAUGUGUAUUUAGUCAAUAUACCUUAAAUAUUGCAGUUCUGAGAUAUCUAGGUGUAAUAUACAAUGACAAAAUGCUUCAAAGUACUCAUUUCAUGAUUUACAAAGAUCCGAAGGUACCCUCCAACUGAGCAAUAAUAGCCAUGUUAAUGAGUUUCCCAUUUACUCUGGAUUCUAGGAAUAUGGCCAGUCUAGUUAAUGUAUCAGUUUUUGAAUGAGUAGCUGAUGUAAAUGUUUUUAGAUGUUCUGAAUUAUAUGUUAUCAAAUGAAAUAUCAUUAGGGUGAACCAUAUCUAUACAAAUAACUACAUACAUACUAACAUGUGCUUACAUCCUAAAGGCUACUUACACUGUAAGUGUACAUACUAAGAUUAUGGAGCUAUUAGAUACUUAUCCAUAUUCUCAUCUAAGUCAAUUUUGUCAAAAUAGUGUAAGGUAUGUUAUUCAAUUGUUAUUUGUCAUUCUUAUUGAAAGACAUCUAUCCUCAAUAUUAGAGACAUCUGAAGUGAGGACCUUGGGCACAUUUCAGAUUAUCGACAAGUGUCCAUAUAGUUCAUGCAGUCAUUCUACUGUGCAAUAAAAUGUAGAUUCAUUUAUUGUGAUAUUUAUUAUUGGUGUAAGAUACUAGUCUCGUUAUUUAUGAUAUUUUUGUAUAAAGUGCAAGUUAUGUUGUAUUUUUAUUUUGCUGGUGAAUUGCUGUAGAAAUGAAAUCUGAUUUGCAAUAAACAGUAGAUUUAAAA
Owenia fusiformis is the source of this 10922-nucleotide messenger RNA. The record is from the annotation of a GenBank genome assembly. NCBI's taxonomy places the organism in Eukaryota, Metazoa, Annelida, Polychaeta, Sabellida, Oweniidae.